AGUCCUGUUCUCCCCUGUUUGUCGUGUUGUGACGCAGCGUCGCCGCUCACCUCCCCCGCCCAUUAACCCGUGCCUUUCUCCGCUUCGGCUGCAGUGCAUAAUAUUACUUUUGCAAGCUCUUCGUUACUGUAUAUUCUUGUUCUGUGUUUUUUUCUUUUCCGUUCUAUAUUUACAGUUUUUAGCUUAGGUCCUAUAUUCCUCUUGUUUCUCUUCUUUUCUCUUCGGAGCGCGCUCGAUUGCACAACUUUGUGUUGUUGUUUAAGACCGCACUGUUGACGAAAUACUCAUCAACGCACAUUAAUUCGCGUAAAUUUCGAAUUGUGUCUUGUACUUCUUUUCGUUUUCUCACCGAUUCCUUCGUUUCGUGUCUUUUCCCCCUUCGUUUCUUGGUGUAGCUGCCACGGUGCUUUCUCCAUUCGAUAUUUAACAACAAAAGAAAAAUGGGGUACAUUGGCCGUAUCAUUUUCGGCAUCGUUCAGUUUGCCGCGAUUCUCCUCAUCUCCUUCGGCAUCCCGCUGGGGAUGAUGCAGCCAUCUGAGGAGAAGGCCCUGAACUUGAAGGACUCCUACUGCAUCAGUAUGUGGGGCAUCAAAGACAGCUGUCUGCGGUUGAACUACGCCUACAAGCCAGAGGCGGUGUGGUCCAACUGCAGCGGGCGUGAAGGCCGCUUCAAGGCGGCCCGGGUCUGCGCCAUCAUUGCGGUUAUCAUCUUUGCCGUCUCCUUCCUUCUCAGCUUUCUGAUGUCGUGCUGCUACCCGUGCAUCUCGUACGUGUGCAUCCUGCUGAACUUUGCUGCGAUGGUCUUCGUAACGGUGUGCUGGGGCUGCAUGCUGGACUGCUACCUGCGCAAUAUGGGGUCUGACACCACGACCUUCCCUGGCCAGGACGUCUGCGUGAAGCUGAAAAGCUUCCACGGCACGGACGGCACCUACGUGAACGGCAUGCAUCUGGGCACCGGCUUCAUUCUGAUCGUCGUUGGCUGGGCCCUCGGGUUGGUCAACAUGUUUGUGCUUCUUCUCCCGUGCUGA
Leptomonas pyrrhocoris is the source of this 1028-nucleotide messenger RNA. RefSeq names its product amastin-like protein. The transcript has a single exon. NCBI's taxonomy places the organism in Eukaryota, Euglenozoa, Kinetoplastea, Trypanosomatida, Trypanosomatidae. The record is from RefSeq and is a predicted model, not a curated record. The coding region runs from base 441 to 1028 and encodes 195 amino acids.